UUGCACACUCGCUGUGGUAUACGCGCGGCGAAUCGAUACACAUUGCCUCGGCGCGAACGUCGAUGCGCUUUACGAUGCAAUUUGCAAGCUUUAAUCGCCCACGUGAUGAUUAACUUUGACAAGUUUGUGAUCGAUCUGCGCCUCGCAGCGGCUUAUAGGCGAUACUUCGAUCUAUAGAUACUUGUCGGUGUGCGACGGUACAAAUUUUUCUGCGUAGUUGAAGAUAUAGAGCCGACGUACGCGGUUCGAAUUCAUCUCGAUCCCGUUAUAAAACGCAAGUACCGACCUCGGCAAUGGAUCAUUGUUAGUUGGGAUCGAAGCCGCGAAUCAUGUUUCAACUAAUCGUGCUGGUCGCCGUCGCAGCAGCAGCAGCAGUCCAAGGAUUACCCGCUGGCAGCCACAGCAGUCACAUCAACCCGUUCGCGCCGCAAGGCCGAAUAGUCGGCGGCCAGGAAACCAGUAUCGAGCGAUUCCCCUGGCAAGUGUCGCUGCAGGUGCGCGGCUAUCACUCGUGCGGAGGCAGCAUAAUCAGCGCCAAUUACAUCCUGACGGCGGGUCACUGCGCCAGCGGUCAGUCGGCGUCGAGCCUCAGGAUUCGCGUCGGUAGCUCGAAUAGGUCCAGCGGGGGUGUCCUUCACGAGGUCGCCAAGAUCACGGUUCACAAGAAGUAUACGACCAACCGGUACGGGGUGCCGACCAACGACGUGGCCGUGCUCAAGCUCAAGAAGCCGAUCGAGCUGAACGAGAAGGCCCAACCGAUCGGCUUGUUCGAUCCUCUCGAGGAGUCUCGAGCGGGAUUCCUGUCCACGAUCUCCGGCUGGGGAGCGGUUUACGAGGGAGGCUUCUCGUCCGAAAUCCUCGUCACCGUCGACGUGCCCAUCGUCAGCAAAGAGGACUGCGACGAAGCUUACUCGAGUUACGGAGGCGUUCCCCCCGGCCAGAUCUGCGCGGCUUACCCAGCCGGAGGGAAGGACGCUUGCCAAGGUGACUCCGGUGGUCCCAUGAUCAUCGGCGAGCGUCAAGCCGGUAUCGUUUCUUGGGGCAAUGGCUGCGCCAGGGAAGGUUAUCCCGGCGUCUACACCGAAGUAGCCACCUUCAGGGAAUGGAUAAAAGAUCACACCGAUGUUUAAUUUAUAUAGUCACGAUUUAAUAGCAACUUUGCGUGUGCAUUGUCAGGCUCGAUAGUAGCCAUUUCGGCUACAGGUGUAACUAUCUCUUCUCAAAUUGUAAUCUCUGAUCAAUCAGAAGCCGUUAUAAAAUCCGUCAUCAUUUUUUUAUAAGUAAAUAGAAACCACUCAACGCAUACAUUGUUGACAUUUCAUUUAUUUCAUAUCAAUUCAAUAACAUUUACGAAUUUUACUCUUACUUAAAAACUAUCAAAGAAAAUAUAUAAAUUAAUUGUCCACCUAAUGACAAUUGAUGACGAUAUUUUUCGAUAUAUUAUUUUUAUAUUAUUGUGCUCAGUAUUUAAACUUAUAUCAAUACAUUUUUAA
Molecule: messenger RNA, 1493 nt
Organism: Trichogramma pretiosum
Lineage: Eukaryota; Metazoa; Arthropoda; Insecta; Hymenoptera; Trichogrammatidae
Product: trypsin-1-like
Exons: 2
Coding region: 330-1130 (266 amino acids)
Biological process (GO): proteolysis
Molecular function (GO): serine-type endopeptidase activity
Source: RefSeq, a predicted model, not a curated record